AGUAAUUUAUUUGCUGCUCUUUUCACUCUGUUGGUAUAUUUGAGUGUUUCUGUGUUUAAACCUCAUACUUUACCGCGUUCAUGGAGGGCUGAUGCAGAGGAACUUAUGGUUUGGUAGAGGAUCAAGCGCAGAUAUGACAUUAAAGGACGGCAUGACCUCCCUCAUCGACAAGACCUUAAAGCUGAGGAGGGAGGAACAGGCUCGACAGGUUGUCCUGGCAUGGGCCGUGCUGAAUGUGUCUCUGGCUGGGAUGAUCUAUACUGAGAUGUCUGGAAAUCUUCUUAGCAGAUGCUACAACAUAACCUACUGGCCCAUCUGGUAUAUUGAGCUUGCCCUGGCUUCCCUGUUCAGUCUCAAUGCCCUUUUUGACUUCUGGAAGUAUUUCAAGUACACUAUGGCCCCGUCCACGAUCACCGUCAGUCCAGAACAACAUCAACUACUUGGACUCAGGGGUUCAGGGAUUCAAGCUUCUCCACCUCAGAAACAAGAGAAGAAAGAAGCUCCAGUCUCAGUCCAGUCGUCGCCCCUGCAGGGACAGAAUGUACUCAGUUUUAGCCCUGUGCGAACCUCAAGCACCAGCCCUAAGUUCUCCCCCAGCUGUGUGUCUGGGUUCAGUCCACCUCUGAGCAGCCCUUCUUCGUCAGGAGGACCCUUCUCACCCUCCAUGGCAUUCGGCAAGGUGUUGAACUAUAGUCCAUCUCCAGGCUCUUCUCUGUACCCAAGCAACUUCGGACCAGCAGAGGUCACCAGUCUCCGCGCUCGGUACCGCACAUCCCCGUCAGUCUUUAAUUCGCCCGGAGGUAAGGAGGACUGCAUCGAUGACCUGAAGACUUUGGAGAAGUUUUUACAUUCGGAGGAGGAAAAAAGCCACCGCAGUCAAUUGGGGAGUCCAGAGUCAACAUCUCCAAGACACAGUCCAUCGUUCUGGAACUACAGUCGUUCGGUGGGAGAUUAUGCACAAAGCCUGAGGAAGUUUCAGUAUCAGCCGGCCUGCCGUUCACAGGCACCGUCUGCCCAUAAAGACGACACGGAGCUGGGCUCUAAACAAGCCGCUGAAGAGGUCUGGGCAAGAAUCACGACGAGUCGUGUGGUGACAGAUAGUAUUGACAGCUGGACUGCUAAACUGAGAAAUUGGAUAAAUGACACCAUUCUAGUUAAUCUGGUCAGAGAGAUGGACUCGGUCAACAGUCAGCUCAGGAGGAUGGGUUGCCCUGAGCUCCAGAUCGGAGAGGCCAGUAUCAGCAGUCUCAAACAAGCUGCUGUGGUCAGAGCUUCUGCAAUCCACACCCUCAAUGCUAUUGUACAGUAUCUGGAUGUCUCACCAAACCAGGAGUAUCUUGUGGAGAGAAUCAAGGAACUAGCCCACAGUGGCUGCAUGAGCUCUUUCCGCUGGAAUGGAGGAGGAGAUCUGAAAAACCGGAAAUGGGACACAGACCCUCCGACAGAUUCUGCUAUCCUGAUGCAUGUGCUAUGUACGUACCUGGACUCGCGGCUUCCUCCACAUCCUAAGUAUCCCGACGGAAAAACCUUUACGUCCCAGCAUUUUAUACAGACGCCUGAUAAACCAGACGUGUCCAAUGAGAACCUGUUUUGCAUUCAUCAAAGUAGCACAAACCCUCCUCAUUAUCAGCUCGUCUACCAGGGCCACAUCUACAGCUUGCCUAAGGGCAGAAAUAACUUGUUUCAUACCAUCCUGAUGUUUCUCUACAUUAUCAAAACCAAGGAGUCAGGCAUGCUGGGGAGAGUGAAUCUAGGUCUUUCGGGAGUGAAUGUACUCUGGAUCUUCGGGGACUGAGUUUGUCAACUUAUCCGAGGAAAACACUGCACAAGCCUUGGGAUGUGAUAAAGAUGUUUUUUUAACUUUUAUAUUCUUGUGAUGUUGCAUGUUUUUGAGAUGCAUUGUACUGUCACAUUACUUGCAACCUUAAAGGCCUUAAACACAAAGUCAUUUUAGCUGAAGAAACAGUGUCAGAAUGGAUCUUGUUCCACUGGAUUUUGUAUACAUAUUUUUUGUCUUUCAUUACAUAUCAUACAAGAAAAACAAUGUAGUUAUUCAUGAAUGUAAAUUCUUCAUGGUAAGUUUGGAUGGGUGGACACUGCAGAAGUUAUGAUUUUUUAUGAGUUAUGAAGCAGUUAUUGAUCGUUUUUCUUCAUGCACUUGAAAUGACAUGCAACCAUGAAAGCAUAAGUCAUAUGUACUUUUAAUAAUGAUAAUUUAUUUGCUCUCAGUGACGGGCUUACCUUAUUUCUCUUCACUGUUAUUUUGACAAAAUACAGAAGAGCUGGGAUGAAAGAUGAUCCCGAUCUUGAAUGCCAAAUUACAUAUUCGACAAGAAAUGUUUGUUGUUUGUAUUUUAUAUUGUGUCUGAAGUGAAACUUGAAAUGAAAUGAGCUUCCACUUUUGUCCUUGGUUUUCAAAUUAAUAAAUGCCCAGCAUUGUUCUUAUAUAUAUAUAUAUAUAUAUAUAUUUUUUUUUAAACUCUAUUCCCAGUGUUAACCACUGGAUGGUAGUGCUGCCCACCUACAAAUGGUUAUAAAUGUUAAGAAUAUAUGUGUGUAAUUUUAAUAUUUUAUAAAAGCUUUUAUAGCAGUUUCACUGGUACUGCAACUUAAAUUUCCUAGAAUGCCAAUUGUAAUGUAUGAGAGAAUAUAAGAAAUGUUUUAAGAAGUCUUACAAAUAAUUGACAGUGGUCAAGCUGAAUAAAAACAUGGUAAAGCCGUGCUAUCACUGGAAGUACCUUCUAAAUACCACAUGAUAAUUAUUCGGCACCAUGCAUGGUAUUAGCAUCUGUUGCCAUCGCUGUACAUUUGUAGUGCUGCAGUACUUUUUGUGAGGUCAAAGUUAUAGUUGUGUUUGGUAUAAAAUAAAAGUACAAUAGUAGUUAUUAUCAUACGGAAAUAAUAUAAUGUAGUGUUUGAAGUUUAAAUAAAUG
Molecule: messenger RNA, 2933 nt
Organism: Sinocyclocheilus grahami
Lineage: Eukaryota; Metazoa; Chordata; Actinopteri; Cypriniformes; Cyprinidae
Product: transmembrane protein 209-like
Exons: 15
Coding region: 92-1795 (567 amino acids)
Cellular component (GO): membrane
Source: RefSeq, a predicted model, not a curated record